Messenger RNA from Paramormyrops kingsleyae, 2774 nucleotides. The record is from RefSeq and is a predicted model, not a curated record. Lineage: Eukaryota; Metazoa; Chordata; Actinopteri; Osteoglossiformes; Mormyridae.
CAUAAUGAAGCGGAUGUUGGCCGCACAAUGCGCGGAGCGUUUUCACUUCCUAUACACAUCAUCUUCAGAGCUGCUCGUCUUGAAAGUGGAAUAGCGAUAACUGUUUCUAGUCUUACUCUGAACGUUGGCGGAUAUGUUCGGAUAAGACAAUUAAAAAUAUAUAGGCUACCAGUUUUUCAUCGCAGCAAAAAAUAUAUAUUCUGAUCGGUUCUGUCUGUCGUCUCAACGAGAGGCUGUACUGGACCGUUACUUUGAAUCUGGGUAGAUCUCCUUGACAACAGGCCAUGAUGUCUGCCCCAGCGUCACACGCCGACUGCAAUUCUGCCACUGAAAGUUGCUGUUGACAGUUUCAUGGACGCACAGGACUGUAUCUCUCUCAAUUCACCUACAGUGCGUGAAGAACGUAAACAGCCUUAGAAGCACUUACUUUAGCCAGACCAUGGCCUCUCCUACCUUCCUGUGAGUUUUCUCGUGACUCCGGACUCCGUUUCUAUUCAAAUAAAGGAGACCCCCCACCCCUUCCACCGCAGAGAUGAACGGCAUGACAGAAACCUCAGUCAAGUGCGUACUGGUGGGAGAUUCAGCGGUCGGAAAGACAGCCCUCCUGGUUCGGUUCACCUCGGAGACUUUCCCGGAUAGCUACAAGCCCACGGUUUACGAGAACACGGGCGUGGAAGUCUUCAUGGACGGCGUGCAGAUCAGCCUGGGCCUGUGGGACACGGCAGGCAAUGACACCUUCCGGCAAAUCCGGCCGAUGUCCUACCAGCAGGCCGACGUGGUGUUGCUCUGCUACUCGGUGGCCAACUUAAGCUCGUACGCCAGCGUUCGUAAUAAGUGGAUCGGUGAGGUGCGAGCUCACCUACCCAGCAUUCCCGUACUGGUGGUGGCCAUGCAGACCGACCAGCGGGAAAUGGGCCCACAGCGGGGGAACUGCGUCACCGCCAUGGAGGGCAAGCGGUUGGCGCGGGACAUACGGGCGAAGGGUUAUCUGGAGUGCUCGGCGAUAAGCAACCGCGGGAUCCAACAGGUGUUCGAGUGCGCCGUGCGGACGGCCAUCAAUCAGGCCAAGAAGCAGAACCGCCGGCCGCUGUUUAACAUCAAUCAGUGCAAGAUCGUUUAGCUGCUGGCCAUUUUGUCUAUGUCGUAUCGAAUGGUUUUCCAUUUCUCGAAGACCACAGGCUAGCGACAUAUUUUCAGAAUGUGGUGGACACCUGUGCUCAGACUUGGGAUUCUUAAUUGUAAUUUUGACCUGUUUUCUGUUGUGGCUUGACGGUGACCAUUUAAGUUCUUUGGAAGUUUUGUUCGCCGUUUACAGUGAAACACGGUCAAAGGAACGCCUGUUUUUUUAAAAGCAAUGUGCCUUGUGUGUGUGUGUGUGUGUGUGGGGGGGGGGGAACCCCUCAAAUCUUUAUUCGCUAAAGUAUGGAUGAACAGUUUAAUACAGGAUGUCAAUGAUAUGGAAAUCAAGGCAACACCUAUCAGCAAACUAAAUGUCAUUUAACGAAACAUCGUUUUUGUCACACACCUCCAGUGUGAUUAUCAGUGCAGAAAUUCAGACUUUUUUCCCAUUUUUUUCAUUCCUAUAAAUGUAUACAGUUAAAAGGCAUAUAAAAUGGUCUUGGUAUUUCUCCAAAGGAGAGCUGACACUUUUUUGUGUUGACACGUUGUCUAUAAGUGAUGACUAGGCUAUAGAUUUUGUGUGUUUUGAGUAGUACGACAAGUGUAAAUAUAAACAGCAUGGUAAAUAAACACAGAAUGAAUUAAGGACAGACGGCACAUGUCAGGAUUUUGGUAAAUGGUGCUUUAGGUGUUUUUCUUUAUGUCCCAAAGAGAGAGGAAGAGACGCUUCAAAAGUUAGACCAAAUUAGACCAAUGUCAGAUUUUUUGAUGUACAUAUAGAUAUUAUACAUACAUUCUGCAUGUCAACAAACGAAGUAAAAUAAAUAUUUUCCACAUUGUUUUAAAAAACCUCCAAAUUCUCGACUGAGAAGUUCUUAAAGUCACUAAUGAAUAAGCGUGGGUCCUCUGCUGUAAAAAUAGUUCAUUAAUAUUACAUGGUAGUUUUCUCACAUUUUGGGGUCUUUUUGGGCAUGAAGUUAUACAUCAUUGUCAUAAUACUGAAUACGCUCUGAAAACAGUUAGGGGCAGAAAUGUUCAUAUUGUACAUAUAUAAAAUAACCAUGAUCACUUUGAUAUGCAUAGAUAUUAUAAUUUCUAUGUCAGUUAUUGUUUUGCCCCCUGUGAAGCCUUUCUGGAUUUUUUAAGUUAAUUUUUAAAAAUAAAAUGUUCAUAUUAGGAAACGGCUCUAGUGUAGCUGUUUAACCUGGUGAUCAAGGGCAGCGAUGUUCUCAUGCCAUCUGAUUCCAGUUUGCGAAUAACAGUAUGUAGUAUUUAAACUGUAUAACGUGUAUUUUUUUUUUUACCCCUUGAAUAGACAUGUUAUUUCAGUUAAUUAACUGGUAAAACCAAAAAUAAGAUUCGGGACACAUCUGGGCCAGGCAGGCGUUAAGUGAAAAGUGUUAAGUGAAACAUCUGAACAAACAGCUAUGGACCCAAAGGGGAAAUUCGCUGCCAGACUGAAACGUCUUUAAGCGUGACUGAUGUUUCAGAACGGCGAACACUAAGGUCCACAGAAAGUGAGAGAGUUUACCAUGUACCUGUGUUGCGUGUAACUCAGUUGUGUAAGGGAAUUUUCUUUUUCCUCACUCUUUUGAAAAGUAUCUCUUAUGUGUGAUGAAAUGCUAAUAAAUUCUAAGCAGCGGAAAUAGCGUUAA